AUGCAUUCCGGAUGCUUCAUCGCAGCCACAACCAAACUGGUCUGCUAUUUUACCAACCGGUCACGGUACAGAACCGGUGUGGGGAGGUUCCUGCCGGAGAACGUGGACCCUUUCCUGUGCACUCACCUGGUCUAUGCCUUCGCUGUCAUCAACCACGCCAGUGAGAUCACAGAGCAUGAGUGGAACGAGAAAAAGCUCUACAGACCAUUCACUGAACUGAAGGACAGAAACCCCAGGUUGAAGCUGUUACUUGCAGUAAACACGACUGAAUUUCUGAGAUUAGGAAAUGUUAAGUUCUCCGUUAUGGUGUCCACUCCAGACAGCCGUCAGACAUUCAUCCAGUCUACGGUCAGGUUCCUGAGGACUCAUAGGUUUGAUGGUUUGGAUCUGGACUGGCAGAACCCUGGAACUGGAGACAGUCCCCCAGAGGACAAGCACAGAUUCACUCUGCUGUGUAAGGAGCUUUCAGAAGCCUAUGAAGCUGAAAGCCAAGGAACCAGAAACACCAGACUGAUGCUCUCUGCAGCCGUGGCAGCAGAUCCAGAUGUUCCUGGUCCAGGAUAUGAGAUCUCGGAGAUAUCAAAGUACCUGGAGUUCAUCAGUGUUAAAGCCUUUCAUCGUCAUGGUGAUGGAGAUGGACUAACAGCCCACCACAGUCCUCUCUACAGUGACGAUAAUGCUAGCAUAUACUAUAUAACACACCACUGGAUGGAGGAGGGAUGCCCACCAGGGAGGUUACUGCUGGGUUUUCCCAUCUAUGCUUGUUCCUUCACGCUGUCCACCACAGCAGCAGGUCUGGGUGCUCCAGUCAGUGGUCCUGCCCCACCAGGGCCCUACACCCAGCAGAUAGGCCUCUGGUCUUACUAUGAGACCUGCUCUUUUUUGAAAGGCACGACAGUUCAGUGGAUUGACAGUCAGAAGGUCCCGUAUGCAGUGAAAGGCAGUCAGUGGGUUGGCUUUGACAACCAGAGGAGCAUCGAUGCCAAGGUGGACUAUCUAAAGAGCAGGCGUCUGGGAGGAGCUACUGUGUGGACUCUGGACAUGGAUGACUUCUCUGGACAGUUCUGUGAGCAGGGCAAAUAUCCACUCAUAUCAUACCUGGAAGCAAAACUCUGUGAAGGUGAGGCUACUGCUCUAGACCAGAUGGAUGAGCUGUAG
This is a messenger RNA of Acanthochromis polyacanthus (spiny chromis), 1158 nucleotides long. Its product is annotated as acidic mammalian chitinase-like. Bases 1 to 1158 code for a protein of 385 amino acids. Gene Ontology annotation, cellular component: extracellular region. Gene Ontology annotation, biological process: chitin catabolic process; carbohydrate metabolic process. Gene Ontology annotation, molecular function: chitin binding; chitinase activity. The record is from RefSeq and is a predicted model, not a curated record. The transcript is spliced from 11 exons. NCBI's taxonomy places the organism in Eukaryota, Metazoa, Chordata, Actinopteri, Pomacentridae.